AUGGUGAUAGGACUCUACAGAAAACCUACUUUGUCAGUCCUGCCCAGCCCAGUGAUGAGAUUAGGAGGGAAUGUGACCCUCCAGUGUGUCUCACAGCUUGGAUAUGAUGGAUUUGCUCUGACUAAGGAGGAACCACAGAAGUUCUCUUGGACCCUAGACUCACAGUACAUAUACUCUAAUGGCAGUUUCCAGGCAUUGUUCUCUGUGGGGCCUGUGACCUCCAGACAGCGGAGGACAUUCAGAUGCUACGGCUAUUACCUGAGUAAACCCCAGGUGUGGUCAGAACCCAGUGACCCUCUGGAGUUCCUGGUGUCAGUCUCACCAACCCAGGAUCACACAGUGGAGAACCUCAUCCGGAUGGGCAUGUCUGGCUUGAUCCUCACACUUCUUGGGAUUUUGCUCUAUGAAGCUUGCCACAGCCAGAGAAGAACCUUCACUGCAUCCUAG
Peromyscus californicus insignis is the source of this 447-nucleotide messenger RNA. Its product is annotated as leukocyte immunoglobulin-like receptor subfamily A member 5. Gene Ontology annotation, molecular function: inhibitory MHC class I receptor activity. NCBI's taxonomy places the organism in Eukaryota, Metazoa, Chordata, Mammalia, Rodentia, Cricetidae. The record is from RefSeq and is a predicted model, not a curated record. The transcript is spliced from 3 exons. Bases 1 to 447 code for a protein of 148 amino acids. Gene Ontology annotation, biological process: cytokine-mediated signaling pathway.